UACUUGUACAGGUAGAAGAACUGAGUCACAUUUUGCUGACAGCUCUGGAGGCAGCUAAUACAGACACACCUGUACUUAGGAAAACAAGAUCUGAAUUUUAGCACAGAGAGCUUCUAAACCCACAAAGCACAGGUUUAUCAUAAUCCAAUAGGUGUGGAUAAAGACUGUUUGCAACAAUGACAUCUGUACAGACAAAGAAAGGAGGGAAAGGCACCACGGAACGAGAACGGCAAACUAUUCUAAAAGAGAUGAAAGUGCGGACAAAGCUGAAGACAGACAUGAGUUGGAUUAAUCAAGGCUCUGAGGAUGAUAAAGAUGAAGUCACCAGCCCAAUAUCUCCACAGCUGAAGGCACUCGAAGGCAGAAAACUCUUGUGGUCUCCAACCCCAGAAUCUGAGUCUAACAGAAACUCUGGAAUAUUUACAGCUAAAGAGAUCAUCACAAGCUCCUCUUCUCCACCUGUUCAGUCAAUCAACAGUCGAUUCUCAUACACCUCCAAUGAAACCAAUACAACACCGUCCAUAUCCUCUAAGACAUCACCACCACCAUCAACAACAGGCAACAAGCAGUUUCAUCGCUUCAGUAUUUCUGAUAUCCUAUUACAUGGUCCUGACACGCCAGUAAGUGUGGUAUCCUGGUACUCAGUUCUGCCACUCCAGUACGCCUGGUACCCCGUUUUGCAGGUCUACCGCUUCAGUACACCUGAUAUCUUGGUACCUAUCCACUGCUCCAAUCUCGUUGGGCCAACAACCUCAUACAUCAUAAGGACUGAACAAGCAAGCAGUGUGUUGAGGAACACAACAACUAAGGAUCGCUCAUAUGUUAUAUCAGCAGCGAAAAGGAAUAGUGGAGUUGUCACACACGAUUCACCAUCACCUUUUGUGGCGAAAAGGGUUGAAAUACAAGAUGAAGAGACAGGUACCAACAGGAAGAGUCAGACUCUCCCCAAAACCCUGUCAUCGUUUCUCGCUGAUGAUGCCAACAGGGUUGAAAUACAAGAUGAAGAGACAGGUACCAACAGGAAGAGUCAGACUCUCCCCAAAACCCUGUCAUCGUUUCUCGCUGAUGAUGCCAACAGGUAUGAAAACAACUGGACAGAAACACAACCUAAGCAGACCCCACCUCAGCCAUCUCAACCCAGGGUGACAGAGAGAAGCAGCAGCCCCAGGAUGACCUCAUAUUCUAUGACUAGCAGUGCUGAUGGCAGGAGUUCCCCUUUAAAACCUGAAACUGGGAAGAUCACAGUGGUCAGAGAUGAGAGCCGCAAUGAAAGCAAAGACGUUUCCAAACCACCAACAGAGAAAGAGAGCUCUACAACUGUGCAAACCACCCGAACUCAGAGAGUGACAGAGAGAAGCAGCAGCCCCAGACUGACCUCCUAUUCUAUGAGCAGCAGCAUUGAUGGCAGAAGUUCCCCAGUAAAACCUGAAGCUGGAAGGGUCACAGUAGUCAGAGAUGGAGGGGUGGAGGUCAAAGACAAGAAGGAUGAAUCUCCGCCGAAAUCUCUGGACUCAUACCUGUAUGAGGAUGCCAGCAGGUUUGAAAAUAAGUGGAAAACAAAUCAAACAAUACAGCCAACAUCCCAGACAUCACCGGCACGUGUAUCAGACCGUCCAGAAAGCCCUAAGCUGUCAUCCUGGAAUACACAGACAAAGACCUCCACCAUCAAUCCUGAACCUGGAAAGAUAACCGUUCUGAGACAGGAAAGUGAGAAAACAACACCCAAACCUACCGAAAACAGAGCAACCACCAGGACUGUCACCACCACAGUUGAAAGUGGAAACAUUAACCCCGACAUGCCAAAGCUGACAUCAUACAGUGAUAUCACGGAGACAAAAAGCUCAAGUAUACAAGCGGGACCUGGGAAGAUAACAGUCCUUAGAGAAGAAAGUAACAAGGAGCCCCCAAAAGUGACAACACAAGUCACUACCACUACAAGGACAGUUGAUCCCAAAGUUGAAAGUAACAAAGAUAGUCCAGACAUUCCAAAACUGACAUCUUCCAGCAUCUCCAGAACUCUCACAGAGAAUCCAACACCCAUAAUGCAGGUUGGACCUGGAAAAAUCACUAUAAUCAGAGAGGAUAGCACACCUCCUAAACCUGUCCCUCGAACAGAAACAAAGCUAAAAGACACCUCAAGUGAUAAGAAAAGUGAUCUGAUCAGCUGGACUGAUUUGGACAACAGAUCUGACAACAGAUUUCCAAAAGAGAAACCAGCAACAGCCCCAACACCAGUUGCCCGUAACAUUAAUAAAGCGAGCGAGAAACCUGCAAAUGAAGCUCCCUUGAUUGUGAUCUCUCCAGAAUUUGACGAGAAGAGGCCUGCUCAGCCCUCCAGAACUGAGUCUAUCAGCACAGAGACAAGAUACAGAGUUUCAGAGUCCUUGGAUGACUCUCAGCCGAUUCCCAGCAGCAAUAGGUAAGAAGUAUCAACUUCAGGGGACAGAAAUGUCAAGAUAACAAUAGAGACAUUAUCUGAGCAACCACAAUCAACUGAAACCACCCAGACAGAGAGAAGCAGCUCUCCAAG
Nanorana parkeri is the source of this 2530-nucleotide messenger RNA. Its product is annotated as mucin-2-like. The record is from RefSeq and is a predicted model, not a curated record. The transcript has 29 exons. Bases 177 to 2423 code for a protein of 748 amino acids. NCBI's taxonomy places the organism in Eukaryota, Metazoa, Chordata, Amphibia, Anura, Dicroglossidae.